Messenger RNA from Wallemia mellicola CBS 633.66, 1188 nucleotides. RefSeq names its product transcription regulator. The transcript is spliced from 3 exons. The record is from RefSeq and is a predicted model, not a curated record. Bases 1 to 1188 code for a protein of 395 amino acids. Lineage: Eukaryota; Fungi; Basidiomycota; Wallemiomycetes; Wallemiales; Wallemiaceae. Gene Ontology annotation, cellular component: endoplasmic reticulum; Golgi apparatus; plasma membrane.
AUGGUUUUGAACCGUAGGAAGUCACGCGACGCAAAAGAGAAUGAGGAUAAACCAAAGAAGAAGAUGAGAAUGCCACAGAAUACUGCAUUCAAACAACAAAGACUAAGAGCCUGGCAACCUAUAUUAACUCCUAAGCAAGUUUUACCCACGUUAUUCAUAAUAGGAUUGGUGUUUGCUCCCAUAGGAGCCGUUUUGUUAUCUUAUAGUAACCGAGUCCAUGAGUUUAGUCUGGAGUAUACAAAUUGUAAUGAAGAGGCACCAACGGGCGAUGGUAACUUCGGCGAUAUGCCAUCAACUGCUUAUAGUUAUCCAACAUUCGACGAUUUCACACCACCGCAAUGGUCCUUUUUUAAUAAUACCGAUGAAGCUGAUCCAUCCAGACAAGCCGGUUGUACAAUACGGUUUGACGUGCCAAGGGACCUUGACGCGAGUGUAUUUAUGUAUUACAAAUUAGACAGAUACUAUCAAAACCAUAGACGUUACAUCAAAUCAUUCGAUCAAUUGCAAUUUCAAGGAAAAUACAGAACAGCUCAGCAGUUGAAUAAUGCAGAUUGCAAACCAUUAGGUGAUAGUGAUGGCAAACCAAUCUAUCCAUGUGGAUUAAUAGCAAAUUCUCAAUUCAAUGAUACUUUUUCACAACCUCGCCAACUGAACAACGUAGAGGGUGAUGUCGAUAUAAUAUAUAACAUGACUGAUAAAGGUAUCGCUUGGAAACAUGAAGGAAAGAAAUAUAAAUAUCCAGAUGCUGCCCCUGAUGGUGAAGAACCUUACGUACCACCUCCAAACUGGGUUAAACGCUAUCCAGGCGGUGUUUACUCAGAUGAGCAUCCAUUACCUCAUUUAUCAGAAGACGAACACUUCCAAGUGUGGAUGCGUCCAGCCGCUUUCCCAAAUUUCCAUAAAUUAUAUUUCAGAAAUGAUAAUGACGUUAUGACUACAGGUACUUACGAAAUAACUGCCUACAUGAACUACCCAGUUGCAAUGUUUGGUGGUAAAAAAUCAAUAGUUUUCAGUACGGUCAGUUGGGCAGGUGGUCGAAAUCCAUUCUUGGGUAUCUGUUUCAUUGCUGUUGGCGCUUUCUGCGUUUUCGUUGGUUUGAUCUUUACUUUACGUCAACUGAUUAAACCUCGGAGAGUUGGUGAUUUAACAUUACUCUCUUGGAAUCAACCAAAUGCAAAGACAGAGUAG